Molecule: messenger RNA, 530 nt
Organism: Melanotaenia boesemani (Boeseman's rainbowfish)
Lineage: Eukaryota; Metazoa; Chordata; Actinopteri; Atheriniformes; Melanotaeniidae
Product: actin cytoskeleton-regulatory complex protein pan1-like
Exons: 3
Coding region: 13-435 (140 amino acids)
Source: RefSeq, a predicted model, not a curated record
UACCAGCCCAAGAUGCCACAGAAUGAACACAAGGUUCUUACCCAGCAACACGGUUACCAGCCCAAAAUGCCACAGAAUGAACACAAGGUUCCUCCACAGCAACACUGUUACCAGCCCAAGAUGCCACAGAAUGAACACAAGGUUCCCACCCAACAACACGGUUACCAGCCCAAGAUGCCACAGAAUGAACACAAGGUUCUUACCCAGCAACACGGUUACCAGCCCAAAAUGCCACAGAAUGAACACAAGGUUCCUCCACAGCAACACUGUUACCAGCCCAAGAUGCCACAGAAUGAACACAAGGUUCCUCCACAGCAACACUGUUACCAGCCCAAGAUGCCACAGAAUGAACACAAGGUUUCUACCCAGCAACACGGUUACCAGCCCAAGAUGCCACAGCACAAGCACAAGGUUCCUUCCCAGCAACAUGGUUAGCUACUGUUUAGCAGGACGGAAAUUGCCUUAUGCAUCAGCUCUCAUUGCCCUUAAGACUAUAUAGCAGGGCUACUCAAUUUUGUCUGAAGGCUGCA